Protopterus annectens (West African lungfish) is the source of this 1778-nucleotide messenger RNA. RefSeq names its product zinc-binding protein A33-like. The record is from RefSeq and is a predicted model, not a curated record. The transcript has 6 exons. Bases 59 to 1498 code for a protein of 479 amino acids. Gene Ontology annotation, molecular function: zinc ion binding; protein binding. NCBI's taxonomy places the organism in Eukaryota, Metazoa, Chordata, Ceratodontiformes, Protopteridae.
AGCAGCUUUCCUUUGCUUGGGAAAUGAAAGUGAGAUUUCAAAGCAGACUUUUGUCACAAUGGCAUCUAGCAAACAAUCUGGAGAUUAUACAGAAGAAUUCAUUUGCCCUGUCUGUCUUGAUCUGUUAAAUAUUCCAGUGAUCCUGGAAUGUGGGCAUAACUUCUGCAAGACAUGCAUUGACCAUGUCUGGAACAGUGAGGAACAACCUCACUGUCCAGUGUGCAGAACGGAGUUCCUGGACAGAAAGUACACUGUGAACCGACAGCUUGCAAAUAUGUUUCACUGGAUUCAGACUCAGGGAGAGAAAACAAAAGAGCCAAACCCUGGGCAGACAGACAGUAACCAACUCUGCAAGGAUCAUAAAGAAAGACUGAAGCUGUUUUGUGAGAAUGAUGAAUGUUUGGUUUGUUCAUUGUGUGUUCCCAAACAUCGUGGCCACAACUUCCUGAAUGUGCUGGAGGCAGUCAGUAUAUAUAAGGACAUUUUUCUAACUGCCAGAGAUUCCCUGGAAUCAAAACUUAAAGAACUUACAGAACUCCAAACCAAGCAGGAAUACAAGAUCUCUCAUAUCCAGGCUACAUCCCAGAGUUUACAACACCGUAUUACAUCCAAAUUUAUCAGGUUGCAUGAGUUUCUCUGGGACAAGGAGCACCAACUGAUCCAACAGCUUAAAGAAGAAGGAAAAGAAAUUUUGGAAAAAAUGGAUGAAAACCUGAGGAAAAUUAAAGAGAUGAGUGAAGUUAUUCAGAAGCAGAUAUCAAACAUCCAGUUAAAACUGCAAGAAGAUUAUCUACUUUUUCUCACAGGGAUCAAGGAUGAAACAGAAAGGAUAGUGAAAAGUCAGGAGGAAAAAACUGAUGUAGCACUUGUUUCUCAAGACUUGAAUUUGGGUGUGUACCAAGGCCCUCUGCAGUACACGGUUUGGAAAGAAAUGCUGUCCAUCCUCAGCCCUGGAUUGUCUCAUCUGACCAUGGACCCUGUCACAGCACACCCUAGCCUUAUUCUUUCUGAGGACCUGACUACUGUGAAGCACAGUGACAUUAGACAGAAGCUCCCUGAUAACCCUGAGAGGUUUUUUCGCUGUGUAUCUGUGUUGGGAUCAAAGGAAUUUAGUUUGGGAGUACACUACUGGGAGAUGGAGGUGGGGAGCAAAAGUGAAUGGACUGUGGGUAUUGCCAGAGAGUCCAUCAGCAGGAAGGAGAACAUCACGCUGAGCCCUGAGAAUGGAUACUGGACUGUAGGUCUUUGGAAUGGGAAUGAGUAUGAAGCACAGGAUACUCCACCCAAAUAUCUCAACCUAAAUGUGAAACCUGAGAGAAUCGGCAUUUACCUGGACUAUGAGGGGGGACAGGUGUCAUUUUAUAAUGCCGAUAACAUGUCCCACAUGUACACCUUCACUGCCACAUUCACUGGGAGACUCUACCCUUACUUCUGUCCUCAUCUUAGUGAUAAAGGUAAAAAUGUAGAACCACUGAAGCUGUUUCACUUGAAACUCUAAUGUGAUUGUGGCUGUAUGAAGAGUUACUGACAUGCAAAUUGGUGUUAUAUCUAUAUUUCUGUGUAAAAUAUGCCAGGCACAGUGACAAAGUAAAAAUAAUUCAUUUUACAUAUUUGAAUGAAUGAUAACAUGCAUUUACUAGAAGUGCACCAACUAACAAAUUAUCUGUGGAUAAUAAAACAGUGACUUCAAGUACUUUUAUACAGCUACUCUUCUGCUAAAUAAAGUUUAUUGCUGUUAGAUCACUAAGCAGUAAGUUUCCGAGUUACAUGACUCCUAA